CCACGUGACUGUAGUUAGACGGCGAGGACGCGGCUGUUUACAAACAAGUCGAAUCUCUGCUGCUGUGAACGUCGCUGAUUCUGCGGCUGGGGAAACAGACAGAGGAUGGAGCUUGAACACAUGCAGCCGUAUUUCUUCGGGGACAUCGGCUGCUGGGUGGAGAGAACAGAGGUGCACAAGGCAGCGUCCCUCGGCCAGGCCUCCCAGCUGAAGCACCUCAUCCAGAGUGGAGCUUCAGUGAACUUAGUGGCUGUGGAUUCCAUCACACCGCUGCAUGAGGCCUGCCUCCGUGGACAGGCCCAGUGUGUGCAGCUGCUGCUGGACGCUGGAGCUCAGGUGGAUGCGAGGAAUGUGGAUGGAAGCACUCCGCUGUGUGAUGCCUGUUCAGCUGGUAGUCUGGAGUGUGUGAAGAUCUUGCUGGAGCACGGUGCCAAAGCCAACCCUGCACUCACCUCCCGCACAGCCUCACCCCUCCACGAGGCUUGCGUGGGAGGUAACUCAGACUGUGUGGAGCUGUUGAUAGCCAUGGGUGCUUGUCUCGAGGCGUACGAUCUUUACUACGGGACCCCGCUGCACGUGGCUUGUGUUAAUGAACACACAAACUGUGUUAAAGUGCUGCUCAAUGCAGGUGCAAAAGUGAACGCUGCCAGGCUACAUGAGACUCCACUGCACCACGCCGCUAAAAACAUGCGAGUUGAUAUGAUUGAGAUGCUGGUGGAGUUUGGGGCCAACAUCCACGCCAGAGAUCACCACGACAAGAAACCUGUGGACUACACCACACCAGGCUCCCCCUCUGCAGCCUGCCUGAAAUUUUAUGAGACCACUCCCAUGAGUCUGCAGCAGCUCAGCAGGUUGGCUGUGAGGAACAAGCUGGGCACCAGGGCUCUGAAGGUCAUUGGUCAACUGGACGUACCAAAACUCAUCAUCGGCUACCUCUGCUAUCAGUGAGUGUCACCUGGAGGAGGAGCUGGAUCAGUGCUCAAAGGACUGGAGACUCCCAGCUGCUGCACAUUCUCAGACAAUGCAGUAAAGGUAUUACUGGAUUAGAUGUGAUAAAUUUUGACACACGGUUUAGUGCCAAGCACCAUGUCCUCACAUGCUUUUUGUCAAGACUACACUUUCUUCUCAAGACAUAAAAGUCAGGAGUCACAGAGAGGAAGCUGGGAUUAGAGCAGUGUUUUUAUCUCCUCUGUUGGAGUCACUGUUUAUAUGCUGUGUUUGCCCAAAUGAAAUUAUGUGCACACAAACAAUUUGACUUUAAUUAGGUUUAAGAGUUACUAUCAUGCAAAAUCUGUAGUAGUUAUUAAAGUAAAUAUUUUUGGAAGUACCACAAAUGGAAUACCUGUAAAUUUGUGAAAUUCUGUCAGGGGUGCUAUAAGAUUUCUGUUUCCUUACUAAGUAUUUUUAGUAACAAUUGAGCACUUUUUUUAAAACGAAGUGAAGCAACAUUUAGAUUAAAGCUGCUCUGUGGAGAUACGUGUAAACAAGCUAACGUUACAUCUGCAUUUACUCACUUUGUGCACAAGCAGUGUUGAUUGCAUUUCCCUUCUCAAAAACAUUUGCAAAGUCAAUCUUAAGUGGUUUAGAAGUGUUUCUGCACUACAACAGCAGCUUCUUUUAGAAAAGAUUUUACUCAGCACAUCUCUCUUUGGUUUCCUUUGCUAUAAACUCUCAGUCUAUAAACAUGGGUACCCUGUUUGACAGUUACUUUUUUGGUUAGUUUAGUUGUUGGCUAUGAAGCCACCAACAUGGAAUCUUAACUGUAAAUAGCAGCUAUAAAAGUAAAAUAGCAUUUAAUAACCGUUGCCAUUUAGAUGAGUAUAAACAGAAUGUGCUUCUAUUAUUAGGGAUAACUGUGAAUAGAUAUUCAUUUUGACUAGAGAACACAUUACAGAGCUCAGGGAACGGAUUACAAGAAGUGGUGCAGUUUUUGGCAGCAGAGCCAACUUUGGUAGUCAUAUUUUUGUCAGCUAAAGGUUGCUGGAUCAAAUCCUGGGUUUGCUGGGAAAAUACAAGCAAGUCAUUAAGCUCCGAGGCGCACCGUGAACGCUGAGUAGCAGUUAAAAUAUGAAACGGGACAUGGUGUGUGCGCUCAGUCUACAUUCCCUGAAUAACUAAAGAAAAAAGAUCUAGAGAAAAUACCAAGCGGUGUUGUUGUCACAGCAGUACUCAGACUGAAGCUCCCCAGAUGCUGCUUCGCUUCAUCUCGGAUUUUUGUGACUCACAUCCGGCGACAGCCUCCGUUUGAUACAGAUGCUGUAGUUUGAAGGAGACGGUGAGCCUGGCUGCCUAUUUAUAGUUUUGUGCCUGUUGCUCCAUUAAAUCAGCUUGUAGAGACGACCCAGAGAUCUCGGUGAGGUCUUGAUAUUUUUAGAAGGCGCCACAGGAAGUUGUUUAUGAACUCCACAAAGUACUCUGGAUUGCUUUAAGUCCUCCCUACUAAGUUGGCAUGACCUGUUUUUAAGGUUUCAUAACUUCUGUUUAUCCUUGGAGGUUGAAUCAGGCCACGCACACACUUUAUGAUCAGACAUUGGAACUAUGGAAGACACAGGACAGAACAUUGUAGCAUAUUUUAGUUCAGGUGUGAUCUGUUUCUCCCCACACCAAACACACACAUCCCAGUCAUUAUAAUGCGGCUGUUAGAAACAACAACAGACACUGUAGAUUUUAAAGGUCCCAUACAGUGAAAAUUCAUUUUCUUUUCAUUUUGCAUGUCUUCAAAACUUAUAGCUGUGAAGAUGUGAAGACGUUUACUUCUGCCAUGUGGUUGGCUGCAAGAGUAAAACACAAGUGUCUGAGAAACCAAAACCCAGUGGAUUCAUUCUAUUUUUGAUGGUCAUGUCCCCACAGCAGUAGAAAGAUCCUUAGUGUUAGCAUGUUGUGUGUUAUUGUGGCUAACGUUACUGCAGGUCAGAGCUCUGUGGAAACUGUAAAGCUGACCAACAUUCAGCAAUGAUGGACACUUGAAAACUAAUUGUAGACCACUAGUCAGUGAGUGGGUGGGCUACUGUAUUCAUUUUAAACUCAGCCGGUGUUUUCAUCUCUUUGCUUCGCUCCUGCUUCUGUGGUCACAUAUGCAGUACUUCAGUAUUCAGUAAUAUACUUCACUACUAUACUGUACUUUAAUAUAGCCAGAUUUUUAACAAACCUGUUCUCAUUUCCAUAUUUUUCUGUUUAUGUUGUCAGACAACAGAACAAGUAUGAAAUAGUGACAGAAAGCCCAUAAAUGCUACGCUUUAACCCUCAGUCCUUUUGCACUGCUAAAAUACUGAUUUAAUAACCACAAGCUCACCAUACAUUUUAAAAGAAAGGCUGUGCCAGAAAUUGUAAUUAUCAGGUCAAAUGAUUGCUCCGAGAGAAAGUUACAGGGAAGGUUAAGGUCUCACUCACUCAUGUCUACCUGUGAAUGAGUGUGAGAGACCUUCCAAUACAUGCUCCAUGUUGUCAAUCACAGACACAGAGAGUCUUCUUCCUGAAGUGGACAGGGAUAUCAGUACCUCAGUUGCACAACAGGGUGAAAACCAGAAAUUGUACUGUCAUUUUACCAACACUGUUGGGACAAAAACACAAUAUGGGACCUUUAAUUUCCAGAGCACACGGCUGUGUAUGUAAUGUAUGAGUGCUGUGUGCUUCCUUAUCUGAGACUGGUGACAAUAUUGCUGAGAAACCCGUUAAACUACAGCAGUUUAAGGCCUUGUCCACAUCAGGAUGGACAUUUUACAAAACAAACAUUACAUUACAUUUACAUUAAGGCCUCUCAUCCACACAGUCAUGGCAUUUUUGGUCACUUAGAUUGUUUCAAGUACUUUCUAAAGUCAAGAUUGUUAAAAAAAAACUCUGUUUAUUUGUAUCUGUGUGAUAAAACAGCUCCCAACUGAUCUCAAAUCAGGGUGUUUUUCUUGCCACUGUCGCCUUAGGGCUUGCUCUGGGGGUUCAUGCAUGUGGGUUCUGUAAAGUGUCUUGAGACAAUUUGAGCUGUAACUGGCGCUUUAUAAAUACAAUUGAAUUGAAUUGAAAAUCGCUAAACCUUGCAGCUGAAACAACAACAAAUUCAGAUAUAUACAAGUUUCCUUACACUACCAUACAAAAGUUUGGGGUUACUUUGAAAUGAAUGAUAAAUCCAGUGUAGACAUUGUUAAUGUGGUAAAUGACUAUUCUAGCUGGAAACGGUUGAUUUUUAAUGGAAUAUCUCCAUAGAGGUACAGAGGAACAUUUCCAGUAACCAUCACUCCUGUGUUCUAAUGCUACAUUGUGUUAACUAAUGGUGCUGAAAGGCUCAUUGAUGCUUAGAAAACCCUUGUGCAGUUAUGUUAUCACAUGAAUAAAAGUGUGAGUUUUCAUGGAAAACAUGAGAUUGUCUGGGUGACCCCAAACUUUUGAAUGGUUGUGUAUGUUUGGUUAGCACUAGCAAGUACACAUUUGCAACUUAAUUUGACUUUGUGCACCACUUCACCAACAUGCUGAAAGCUUUCUAGCUUUAAGUGUGCAGAAACGACAAAAUGACAGAAUGUUCUUCAGUGGUAUUUGUAUAAUUGAUACGUAGAAAAAUAUCUGUACUUGCUGUGAAUGAAGCUUUAAGGAGCACUUUAAUUCCAUGUCAUAUUUGACAGCAUAUCAUCAGUUUCUUUGCUUUACAUUUAUGUGAUUUUUAAAAAAACAUUUUUUUUAGUUCUACUCCCAUUUAUUUUGGUAUGUAAAUCCAUUUGCAGCAUCUGGAAACUUCUCUGAGCUGCCACUCAUUUUGAUAUUUAAGGGUUCAAAAAAUUGAAUAACUAUGUUACAGAUCUUGUAACAUCUUGUCAAGUAAACCCAUAACGUCAGCACAGACUUGAUAAUGAUUAUUUGUGUUUGAUUAUUAUAGAAUUUUACAAAAAUACUCAGUGAGUGGAUUUUUCCUUUUAAAGUCUUAAUCAACUGGUUUGUUUUUUACGAGCUAAUAACAGAGUGCGCUGUGUCUGCAAACAGCUGAGCCCUCAAUCUUUUCUCAUUUUGCCCUUUUUCAGGUUUUGACAUAAAACCUCAAAACACCAUCCACGUGCAGUUUAAUGAAAUCACUCUUGAGGAUUUUUGGUAUUUAAGUCCACUAUUUUCAGACUUGUUGCUUGUCUGUGGAGCUGCCAGCGGGCACCGUUGCCUUGUGCAGCUUUAAAGAGCACGAGGCCAUCCGUCAGCCCUGCACCCGUGUGUUUACUGUUGGUCUGACAGAUCCUUUCCAAGCAUUCAAAACCAAUAAUUCAUAGUUUAAGACCCUCUUCCAAAUCUCAGUUCGCUCCUCUCAUUUGGCUCUCGCCCUAAACGUGCCCGGCCUGCACGAUGCUGGCCUGAAAGUGAAGCUUGUCCGCUGAGCUUCAUAAACCUGCCAAGCUGUGGAAGUUUGUUUAAUCAAAAUCUAAAUUUCUACCAGCCUACUUUCCAUCAUUACAAGAUAUUUGGACCAUUAUUCAUGCCAAAAAAUGCAGUCUGAGUCAUUAUAAUCUCAGCUUGUAAAUAAUCUUGAAGCACAGAUCUCAUGGAGCAUUCCCUUUAAGACCAGUGGAAGUAUCUGACCCUGAUGCAGAUGGGUCUUCUGUUGAUGGCUUAAAAUAACCACUUCGAAACAUGCUUGGUUUCAAAGCACUUUAAGUCUGUCGAAAGGAUUGGAAAAAGCAGAGGAGAGGAGGGCAGGCAUGAAGGGAAUGUCCAGUUAUCUAAGAUGAGAAAUGGCCCUUGCUCCAUAAUAGGAGUGUUGAACUUCAGGUUAAACAGCAGAGUGGUUGGCUUGAUUUCAAUCUUUCCUCCUGGUCCAUCAGAUUAAACAGCUCCGGCGGUUCUCUCAGUUUAACUGUUGUCUUAUUGAAAUGCUGGGUUAGAGUACACUGGUACAUGUACGAGGUGCUACAGAAAUACUACGGAAUCACCCCACAAAAAUGUGUCAUAAAUAUUUAUCUUAUUGAACUGUACAGAUGUGUUGCUCUGAAUAUGAUGAAUAUGUUGAUUUAUUGCGUAAACUGUUCUGCUGAUGUAUCAUCCUGUGUUUCUAUGCGAAUCUGCAUUUCAGCACAUGUUUUCUGUAAGUCCUGACACCUCAGUAUGUGACUGUUGGUCUGCAUGUCGUCAUGGUGGCGUCUGUCUGGCUGCUGCCGGCUGAUUCUAGUCAACACAAACCAAGAACAGUGCGUGACAGAUGAACACUGGGUAACACUGUGGUAUAUAGAAGAGACAGACUAAAGAAAGAGUGUUAGAGCUUUUCUUGGAGCUCCAUUCCCUUAAAACCUUAACUCCAAUUUUCUACAAUUUUAUUGGAUCAUUUCAGGUCUUGUGCAAAGACAGCUGAAUCUAAUGAGUUUAGACUAAACUAUAUAAAGUUGCGGAUAAAAUGGCACAUGUAAUUGUGCAGCAACUUUAAAAAUGCACAUAUCUGAACAAUAUUUAUUUUAAUCUAGUUUAAUAUGUUGAAAUAAAAUGGUACAUGGGUCAGUUGAAUAACUUUGUCUGCUAUAGUGUGGAGUUAUACUAAUGACACAAUACACAGUGUCCACUUUAAAGAGCUUCUUCAAACCUUUUGUAAGGUGUCAAAAAAUAACGUUAGAGAGAUAAAAUUCACAUUAAAAGUUGCAUCAAGUGUUUUUUGUUGUUUUUGUUUGUUUAUCCAGUGAUAAAAUAUUAUUACCUUUGAGGCUGAUACUGAAGUUGACUGUGCUGAGCAACAUUAGUAUUCAUUUAUAAAUACAACACUAAUAACAGCGGUAACACUGAAAAAAAUGACAAAUUUACAGGCUGUAUAACAAAACACUGACUGGAAAUGACACUCAAAUACUCUGGAGCUGAGGGAAAUUUCAAAUCCAUCCAUCAUCUAUACACCGCUUAAUCCUCUUUAGGAUCACGGGGAGCUGGAGUCUAUCCCAGCUGACAAAGGGUGAAGACGGGACACCUGAACAGGUCACCAGUCUAUCACAGGGCUUUCAUCAAAAAUCCCUACAUGAAUGCUAAUGUUGCUCAGCAUGGUCAACUUCAAUAUCAGCUGUAAAGGUAAUCAUAUUUUAUCGUUGGAUAAACUUACUUUAUGUCCCUAACUUAAUUUUUUUACACCCUUACACAAGGUUUCAAGAAGCUAUUUAAGAUGGACACAAUAUGUGUUGUGUCAUUAGUGUAACUACCAGGGUGCCAUCAUUUUUGUCAAGGCCAGUUUCAUUAGUUUGUUUUUUAAAAUGAUUCUGUUGAACCACAAUUCAAAAACAAUGUCUGAUUUUAAUUAACUUUGAGGGGUUUUUUUAAGUUUAGUAUCACUUUUCUCAGUUUCAACUUAUUUCAGUAAGGUUUCUCUUUUUCUAACAAAAGGGUACCAACAAUUUUGUUCACCAGCAGUCAAAAGUUUGGACACACCUUCUCAUUCAAUGUUUUUUCUUUAUUUUUUACUACUUUCUACAUUCUACAAGCUGAAGAAAUCAAAACUAUGAAUGAACACAUAUGGAAUUAUGUAGCAAACAAACAAUUGUGAAAUAAGUCAAAACAUUUUUUUAUUUAUUUUAGAUUCUUCAAAAUAGCCACCCUUUGCUUUGAUCACUUCUUUUCACACUCUUAGCAUUCUCUGGACGAGCUACAUGAGGUAGUCACCUGAAAUGGUUUUCCCUUUACAGAUGUGCCUUGUAGGUUCAUUUGUGGAAUUUCUUGCCUUCUUAAUGGGGUUGGGACCAUCAGUUGACUUGUAUAGAAGUCAGGUUGGUACACAGUUGACAGCCCUAUUUGACAACUGUUAGAAUCUAUGUUACGGCAAGAGCCAAUCAGCUAAGAAAAGAGAAAUGACAGUCCAUCAUUACUUUAAGAACUGGAAGUCAGUAAGUCCGGAAAAAUGCAAAAACAUUGAAUGUAUCCCCAAGUGCAGCUGUAAAAACCAUCCAGUGCUACGACGAAACUGGCUCACAUGAGGAAAGGAAGACCAAGAGUCACCUCUGCUGCUGAGGAUAAGUUCAUCCGAGUCUCCAGCCUCAGAAAUAGCAAGUUAACAGCAGCUCAAUCAGGCCUUUAUGGUCAAAUAGCUGCUAAGAAACCACUACUAAGGAAAAGCACCAAGCUGAAGAGAUUUGUUUGGGCCAAGAAACACAAGGAAUGGAUAUUAGACCAGUGGAAAUCUGUGCUUUGGUCUGAUGAGUCCAAAUUUGAGAUCUUUGGUUCCACCUGCUGUGUCUUUGUGUGACGUAGAAAAGAUGAACGGAUGGUCUCUACAUGUAUGGUUCCCACUGUGAAGCAUGGAGGAGGAGGUGUGAUGGUGUGGGGGUGCUUUGCUGGUGACACUGUUGGGGAUUUAUUCCAAACUGAAGGAACACUGAACCAGCAUGGCUACCACAGCAUCCUGCAGUGACAUGACAUCCCAUCUGGUUUGUGUUUAGUUGGACCAUCAUUUAUUUUUCUACAGGACAAUGAACCCAAACACACCUCCAGGCUGUGUAAGGGCUAUUUGACCAAGAAGGAGAGUGAUGGAGUGCUGCAUCAGAUGACCUGGCCUCCACAAUCACCUGACCUAAACCCAGUCCAGAUGGUUUAGGAUGAGAUGGAAACAGAAUGCAGGCAAAAGAGCCAACAAGUGCUCAGCAUCUCUGGGAACUCCUUCAAGACUGUUGGAAAACCAUUUCAGUUGUCUACCUCAUGAAGCUCAUCCAGAGAAUACCAAGAGUGUGCAAAGCAGUAAUCAAAGCAAAGGGUGGCUAUUUAGAAGAAUCUAAAAUAUAAAACAUGUCUUGACUUAUUUCACACUUUUUUGUUUACUACAUAAUUCCUUAUGUGUUCAUUCAUAGUUUUGUUGCCUUCAUUGAGAAUCUACAAUGUAAAUAGUCAUGAAAAUAAAGAAAAAAACAUUUAAUGAGAAGAUGUGUCUAAGCUAUUGACUGGUAGUGUAUACAUAUGUAUUAAUUAUAUAUUAACAUUGUUAAUAAAAAUAUAAAAAAUGUUGUAGCUUUAAUGUUUUGUAAAGUAAGCGGACAAUCUGGUCCUACACUGUCUUUUUACGCACCUUUUUUCAUUCCACUAAUUAGUGUUAGGGUAUUUAUUGACAGUUUGUAUCGGUUUUAAGGUCCUGGUAGACAAAGUAGCACACUACACAACUAAUAUUAAUAAUGGACUCACAUUUAAUGUGAAAUAUUUUACUGGCAUGCCCACGACUCUAUCCUGACCUUGACACAGCUUAAAGGCUGUUCCAAAGGCCGUGAAAAUCAUUCAAACUUUUUAUUAGCAGUCACAUCAUAUAUGGACACAAAAUAUUCUGCAAGUUUGCAGAAUUCAGAUUUUUUUUUUUCCACAUGAGAAAAUUCUUUAUAUGUAGUUUUGUUUCUGCUGAUUUGAAGAAUUUGGGUUAAUCAUCAUUCAGCAACAUUUGACUUAAAAUCUGAUGACAGUUGUGUGAUUGUUUAUGGAUCAAUAUGAAGGAUAAUGUUGCCUUUAAUUUUUAUUGUGUGCAUUUUAUCGUGAAUGAAGUAUUUAAGAAUAGUUAAGGUUGGAAACUAAGAUUUAUAACCGAUUUAUAAACAGGAUCAAAAAAUUUUAAUGUUAAGUUUAAUCAUUUUGAAAUAUUGUAAUGUGAACAUCAAGAUAUUGUCAGAAAUAUUUCAGAGUGACUAAAUAAAUGGUUGUAAUAUG
Messenger RNA from Amphiprion ocellaris (clown anemonefish), 9609 nucleotides. It is a transcript of the gene asb13a.2, whose product is annotated as ankyrin repeat and SOCS box containing 13a, tandem duplicate 2. NCBI's taxonomy places the organism in Eukaryota, Metazoa, Chordata, Actinopteri, Pomacentridae. Bases 106 to 948 code for a protein of 280 amino acids. The transcript has 6 exons. Gene Ontology annotation, molecular function: protein binding. The record is from RefSeq and is a predicted model, not a curated record.